This is a messenger RNA of Cryptococcus wingfieldii CBS 7118, 1734 nucleotides long. RefSeq lists its product as hypothetical. Gene Ontology annotation, molecular function: iron ion binding; monooxygenase activity; heme binding. The coding region runs from base 1 to 1734 and encodes 577 amino acids. The record is from RefSeq and is a predicted model, not a curated record. NCBI's taxonomy places the organism in Eukaryota, Fungi, Basidiomycota, Tremellomycetes, Tremellales, Cryptococcaceae. The transcript is spliced from 9 exons.
AUGGGCACCCUCGAUGGCCUCACCGCCCACCUCCCCUCCGCCCUACGCGACCUCCCCCCGCUCUACAUAGCCUCAACCACCCUCAUCGCCCUCGCCUUGACGAUUUAUCUCUGGCUGUUCUACAUCGCGUAUGCGCGCAUCCCCUUUCGUAACCUGCCUGAUCCCGGACCCGGGCACUGGCUCCUGGGUCACGUACCAUCCUUCUUUGCCGCCGCGUCUGCCAACUCUUUCCACGUCGACUGGCACAAAGCCCACGGCCACACUCUCAAGUACCGAACCCAGCUCGGCUCCUAUGAGGUCUCCACCAUCGACCCCACCGCCAUUGCGUACAUCCUCAACCACCCCGAUAUGUUUGACAAACCACCUGCCGUGCGAAAGUGGUUACAAGCCAGGAUCGGUGGCUAUACUAUCUUUGCGACGUCUGGGGAUCAUCACAAGCAACAGAGAAAGGCUUUGGGUCCGAGUUUCACGCCAGCCGCCAUCAGGGAUCUCGUGCCAGUGUUCUACGACGUCGCUUACGAGCUCAAAGACAAGUUUCACACUCUGGUCGCUGGCAAAGACAAGACCAAACUCGCACCCUCCCCACCCAAGCCUAUUGACGCCGUUCCAGGCGGCGCAAAGAUCAACGUCCUCAAGUAUCUCAACAUGGCCACUUUGGACAGCAUGGGACUUACAGGGUUCGGAUACGCCUUCGACUCCUUGUCCGAAGAUGGCAAUGGGCAGAAGAACGAGUUUGCAGAGUCCUGUCGCGAGUUUGUCGCUGCUGCUACCCAAUUGACAAUGGUCGACUAUGUCAUUGAGCAGUACAUGUUUAAGAUUCCCUCGAAAAGGGAGAACUUCAUCAAGAGAAAAAGGCAACAGAUUCUCGAAUUUUCCACGAAGCUUGCCGAAGAAAAGAAACACGAUAUCUGGGAACAGACCUACGGAGAAGGUAUCGCGAAGAAGCAAGACGUUGGGAAAGACCUUCUUUCACUUCUCAUCAAAGCCAACAUUGCAUCCGACUUGACACAAGACGAGCGUUUGGACGAUCAAGAUGUCGCGGAUCAGAUUGAGACCUUUGCAAGUCUCAUUCUGCUUGCUGGAAGCGAGACGACUGCUGUAUCUGUGUCCACCUUCCUCCGUCUUCUCUCCAAGCACACCGACGUGCAAGAUCGACUUCGCAAAGAGCUCAUGUCGGUCACCGAAGACCGCCCUUCCCCGGAAACGCUGAACAACCUUCCCUACCUCGAAGCCGUCACCCGUGAAUGUCUCCGCCUCGCCCCCGCCGCUCCAUUCGUCUUUCGCAGCGCGGUCGAGCCCGUCAUCAUUCCCCUCGGCACACCCAUGAUUGGCAAAGAUGGCCAGCUGAUGACUGAAUUCACCAUGGAUACAGCCAGUCAGAUAUUCCUCCCCGUCCUCGCGAUCAACACAUCCACCACCCUUUGGGGCCCGGACGCCGAAACUUUCAACCCCGACCGCUUCCUCGACAGAUUUGCCGGAGUGAACCCCAAGAUACCAGGCAUCUACGGCAAUCUUUUGACCUUUUUGGGCGGUCCCCGUAACUGUAUCGGCUACCGAUUUGCUAUUCAGCAGAUCAAGAUUAUGUUGUUUGUCUUGUUGCGAAGCCACGAGUUUAGAGAGUUGAAGAGCGGGCCGGAGGCUUUGAUGAAGAUGUCGCCGGCGGUUCAACAUUUCAUCAAGGGCGAAGAGCACCUGGGCGCACAGAUUCCUUUGAUGGUCGUUCCGCUCGAAUGA